AUGGCUUCGACAAUGCCUGUUGAUCAAGUUGGCAAGACUCUCAUAGAUUUUACUAUGAAUGGAGAAAUUCCAGACGAGGCAGUCUCUGCAUCCAUAAUCGAGAACGAAGCUCUGCCAGCAGCCAUGAGAGCUCUGAGUCAGGCUAAACUUUCUCUCGAAACAGAAGUUCGUCAAAUUAGUAGUGAAAGCGCUUCUGACGUUGACACAUGGAUCAAACAUGCCGAAGCCCUCCGGGAUGAUAUCGACAAGUCAAGGAAAAUAGCGAAUGAAAUCGUUCAACAAGCAACGGCGGACGAAGCCCGCAACACUGAUGUACAAAACCACGAAAACCAUGUUGAACUUUUGGUGAAAGAAAUUGAGUUUAAUGCACAACUGAUGGAAUGUUUACAAGACAUCAAGCGUGCCAAUGAUUUCCUUGACAAAGCUGCGGAGGAGGCGGACAAAAAUGAGAGCUACGAGGCUUUACAGUCACUCAUUGUUGCAGGCAACCUGAUUAUAGAAAUUCCAGCGGAAAAGAAUCCCGGAGAAGCUUCCCUCACGAUUCAUAAGGAACUCAUUGGCAUUUCAACGUCUUUAAAAGAUGUUGCGGAAGGGUUAGUGAGAUUCAAAGAGCUUGAUAAGUUUGGUAAAGAUUUAUGGGAGCAGUUGUAUGAAGCUAUCAUACAACGUCGGAUUGGCCUGAAUUCACCAUCUUCUCUUUUCAAAAUAGAUAUUGAGAAUAACACACUCCGGGUUACCGAGAAGCGAGCAGAUCCUAAAAUAAAAUCCAUGUUUCAGGAUAUUUCAAAAAUCAUUCACUUCCUAGAUCAGAACUUACCCGAGCCGAUGGUAAAGUCCUUGUCUGCGGCAAUGAUGCCAGAUCUGUCUAAAAUUAUAAUUGGGACGUGGCUAGAAUUAUCUGUACCAACUUCUCUAAACGAAAUGGUCGACUACCAGAAAGCGCUAGCUCAAGCCCAUCAAUUUACUGAAAUAUUGGAAUCUUUGAAAUGGCCAGGAGCAGAGGAAUUUCAUGAUUGGGUUGCCGACGCCCCUAAAAUUUGGUUGACUAAGAAGAGAGAAACAUCACUGGACCGAGUUCGUAAUGCAUUAGCCCUUGGUGUUGGCCCGCCUCUUGAAGCUGCACGUGUGGAAACUCGCAUGGUCACCAAGGAUGAUGGUAUGCAUGUUGCUUCAAGUGGCGAGACGGUGAAAGACAAUUGGGGCUGGGGCGAUGAAGAGGAAGAGGAAGAAACUCGCCCUGUAAAAAGAUGCCGAGCUUCUUUUGACGAGGAAAGAAGGGCGAGCUCAAUCUCCAUUCCCCCACUUCGGGACGAUGAUCUUCAGAUCGAUGAGGAAGAUGCUUGGGGUUGGGGAGAUGAUGAUAACAUUGCUGUUGAAUCGCCCUCCGAUAAACGUCCACCACCAAUUCCCGCCGUACCGAACACUCCUGCCAAGACAAACAAUUCAGCAGAGAAGCGUAACGUCACAUUGUCCGAGAAGUAUUGGACAUCAUCCAUGCCAGCUGCAAUCUUUAACCACAUUGUCACUAUCUAUGAAGAUGGUGCCAAAUUGAUGCAACCAGAGUACGUAAUUCUAAUCUCCAAGUCAAAAGCCUGGCAAUCCCUAACUUUGCAAAGUCACGAAUUAAUUCCAGUGUCACCUGCCGCUGGUGGCUUGUCCAAUAUCCCUAUCUUAAUUCUAGCAAUGUAUCGUGCGGUAUCUCCAUGUUACUAUGCCGACGAUCCAAAAGGAAACAUGUUUUCAUACAACGAUGCUAUGUGGUUGGUUGAUAACAUAAAAAGUUUCUCCGCAAAAUGGCAUAUGCGAACAGACUUAUCACCUCGAGCAUUGAAUCUGGUCAAGAUCGAUUCGGAGAUUGGAUCUCUUGAAAGUUUCGGAAAGAAAUCCUACAAAAACGAAAUGGACACACAACGCACAAUCUUACACGACUUACUUGGUAGUUCUCAAAAUUUCGUGUAUAAUGACAGUGAAAACGCAAUUCGUGCCGUCAUCAGUCAUAUCAACCAACAAUCUGCCUCUUGGAAAGAAAUACUUCCAUAUUCGACUUGGGCAUCAGCUGUUGGUACGCUAGUCAAUACAGUCGCCACCAAAAUUAUCAACGAUGUUUUUGAACUCACAGAUCUUGGAGUAGAUGAAGCCGAAAGAAUAGCAUCCCUAAUCCAACAAGUCAAUUCACUGGACUCUCAGUUCAGAACUAAUGAAAUCGGAACUUAUGCAGAUAAUUGGCUCAAGAUGCAAUUCCUGAGCGAAGUUCUACAGAGUAAUCUGAAGGAUAUCAGGUUUCUGUGGUUUGAGAGCCAUCUUAGUUUAUAUUUCUCAAAGGAUGAGGUGCGUGACCUGAUUGAGUUGAGCUUUGAAGACAAUGUCAACUCGAGAUCGUUGAUCAAGGAUAUCAAGGAAAAGCCGGUGCCAGACGUUGGGAGUUUUUAG
Molecule: messenger RNA, 2430 nt
Organism: Sclerotinia borealis F-4128
Lineage: Eukaryota; Fungi; Ascomycota; Leotiomycetes; Helotiales; Sclerotiniaceae
Source: the annotation of a GenBank genome assembly